CGAUCCCGGGUCUCCAGGAUCGGGCCCUGGGCCAAAAGCAGGCGCCAAACCGCUGUGCCACCCAGGGAUCCCCGGGAGCAAAUAUCUUGACCUCUGUUUUGGACGUACCUUGCGGUGUCCAAUGCUUGUCUCUUAGCAGGCAAUGAGAAGCAUUUCCGGUCCGACUGGCAUUUGGGUGAAACUUAGCUAGAGGAGGUGGCCAAGUUGGAGAAGCACUUGAUGCUUCUCCGACAGGAGUAUGUCAAGCUGCAGAAGAAACUGGCAGAGACGGAGAAGAGAUGCACUCUCUUGGCUGCACAGGCAAACAAGGAGAACAGCAAUGAGUCCUUCAUCAGCCGCCUGCUGACCAUCGUGGCUGACUUGUAUGAGCAGGAGCAGUAUAGCGAUCUGAAGAUAAAGGUUGGAGGCCAGCACAUCCACGCACACAAGUUUGUCCUGGCAGCCCGCAGUGAUAGCUGGAGUCUGGCUGCUUUGUCUUCCACCGAGGAGCUGGACCUUUCAGAUGCUAACCCUGAGGUGACCAGGACGAUGCUCCGCUGGAUCUACACAGAUGAGCUGGAGUUCAGAGAAGAUGACGUAUUCCUGACUGAGCUGAUGAAGCUGGCUAAUCGGUUUCAGCUCCAGCUCCUCAGGGAGAGAUGUGAGAAGAGUGUUAUGUCUCUGGUGAACGUCAGGAACUGUAUUCGCUUCUAUCAGACCGCAGAGGAACUGAGUGCCAGCACUCUCAUGAACUAUUGUGCAGAAAUUAUUGCCAGUCACUGGGAUGACCUGCGCAAGGAGGACUUCAGUAGCAUGAGUGCUCAGCUGUUGUACAAAAUGAUCAAGUCCAAGACUGAGUACCCCUUACAUAAGGCGAUCAAAGUAGAGAGAGAGGAUGUGGUCUUCCUCUAUCUAAUUGAGAUGGACUCACAGCUCCCUGGGAAGCUGAAUGAAGUGGACCAUAAUGGAGACCUUGCUUUAGAUCUAGCACUGUCACGACGACUAGAGAGUAUUGCCACCACGCUGGUUAGCCACAAGGCUGAUGUGGACAUGGUAGACAAGAAUGGCUGGAGCUUACUCCAUAAAGGAAUCCAAAGAGGAGAUCUCUUUGCUGCCACCUUCCUCAUUAAGAAUGGGGCACUUGUCAAUGCUGCUACAUUGGGUGCCCAGGAGACACCGUUGCACCUUGUGGCAUUGUACAGUUCGAAGAAACACACAGCAGAUGUGAUGUCUGAGAUGGCACAGAUCGCAGAGGCUCUUCUGCAGGCCGGCGCCAAUCCCAACAUGCAGGACAGCAAGGGCAGGACUCCCUUACACCUGUGCAUCAUGGCCAGGAAUGAAUAUGUGUUCAGUCAAUUGCUGCAGUGCAAACGGCUAGAUUUAGAGCUGAAAGACCACGAGGGCAGCACUGCUCUGUGGCUUGCAGUGCAGUACGUCACCAUGUCUCCUGACCACUCAGUGAACCCCUUUGAAGACCUCCCGGUGGUGAAUGGGACUUCAUUUGAUGAAAACAGCUUUGCAGCCAGACUUAUCCAGCGGGGCAGCAACACCAAUGCCCCUGACACCGUAACAGGGAAUUGCCUACUGCAGCGGGCAGCUGAGGCGGGGAACGAGGCAGCUGCUCUUUUCCUGGCAACCAGCGGUGCCCACGUCAAUCACAGGAACAAGUGGGGAGAAACCCCGUUGCACACAGCCAGUCGGCACGGCCUGGCCAACCUCAGUGCAGAGCUCCUGCAGCAAGGCGCCAACCCGAACCUGCAGACCGAGGAGGCCCCACCUUUGCCACGGGAGGCCGUGUCCUCUGCCAGCUCAGUGGAUGGUGUCUAUCUACAGACGCCGCUGCACAUGGCCAUCGCCUAUGAUCACCCAGAUGUGGUGUCUGUCAUCCUGGAGCAGAAAGCUAAUGCUCUUCAUGCCACCAACAACUUGCAAAUCAUUCCGGACUUCAGCCUCAAGGACUCCCGAGAUCAGACGGUGCUGGGCCUGGCAUUAUGGACUGGCAUGCACACAAUCGCAGCACAGCUGCUGGGCUCCGGGGCUUGCAUCAAUGAUACCAUGUCGGACGGGCAGACCCUGCUGCACAUGGCCAUGCAGCGGCAGGACAGCAAGAGCGCGCUCUUCCUCCUGGAGCACCAGGCAGAUAUCAACGUGAGGACUCAGGAUGGGGAGACAGCCCUUCAGCUGGCCAUCAGGAACCAGCUUCCGCUCGUAGUGGAUGCCAUAUGCACCCGAGGAGCAGACAUGUCUGUGCCGGAUGAGAAGGGGAACCCCCCGUUGUGGCUCGCCUUGGCAAACAACCUGGAGGACAUUGCAUCCACCCUGGUCCGACAUGGUUGUGAUGCCACGUUCUGGGGCCCGGGGCCCAGUGGGUGUCUGCAGACGCUCCUGCACAGGGCCAUCGAUGAAAACAAUGAGUCUACCGCCUGCUUUCUUAUUCGCAGUGGCUGCGACGUGAACAGUCCCAGGCAACCUGGUGCUAAUGGAGAAGGGGAGGAGGAGGCCAGAGAUGGGCAGACCCCCUUGCAUUUGGCAGCCUCCUGGGGGCUGGAAGAGACGGUACAGUGUCUUCUGGAAUUUGGUGCCAAUGUCAACACGCAGGAUGCAGAAGGAAGAGCACCGGUCCACGUGGCCAUCAGCAACCAGCACAGUGUCAUCAUUCAGUUGUUGAUCUCCCACCCUGGAAUCCACUUGAGUGUCCGCGACAGACAGGGCCUGACCCCUUUUGCCUGUGCCAUGACGUACAAGAACAACCGAGCAGCGGAGGCCAUCCUCCAGCGGGAGUCUGGGGCUGCUGAGCAGGUGGAUAACAAGGGCCGGAAUUUCCUUCACGUGGCGGUUCAGAACUCUGAUAUCGAGAGUGUCCUGUUCCUGAUUAGCGUCCAGGCUAACGUGAAUUCCAGAGUCCAAGAUGCCUCCAAGCUUACCCCUUUGCACCUUGCCGUCCAGGCGGGCUCAGAGAUCAUUGUCCGCAACUUGCUUCUUGCAGGAGCCAAAGUGAACGAAUUAACCAAGCAUCGCCAAACCGCCCUCCAUCUCGCUGCCCAGCAGGACCUGCCCACCAUCUGCUCUGUCCUCCUGGAGAAUGCAGUGGACUUUGCAGCUCUGGAUGAGAAUGGAAAUAAUGCUCUUCAUCUUGCCGUCAUGCAUGGUCGGCUCAGCAACAUCCGGGUCCUCCUGACUGAGUGCACCGUGGACGCCGAGGCCUUCAACCUGCGAGGCCAGUCGCCGCUGCACAUCCUUGGACAGUAUGGCAAAGAGAACGCGGCCACCAUCUUCGAGCUGUUCCUGGAGUGCAUGCCUGAGUACCCUCUGGACAAACCGGAUGCAGAAGGAAACACAGUGCUGCUAUUGGCCUACAUGAAAGGGAACGCCAACUUGUGCCGCGCCGUCGUCCGUGCUGGGGCUCGCCUCGGGGUCAACAAUAACCAGGGAGUCAACAUUUUCAAUUACCAGGUGGCCACCAAGCAGCUUCUGUUUAGAUUGUUAGAUAUGCUGUCCAAGGAGCCUCCGUGGUGCGACGGGUCUACCUGCUAUGAGUGCGCCGCCAAGUUUGGAGUCACAACUCGCAAACAUCACUGCCGCCACUGCGGACGCCUCCUGUGCCAUAAAUGCUCAACCAAGGAGAUUCCUAUCAUAAAGUUUGAUCUCAACAAGCCCGUGCGCGUCUGCAACAUUUGCUUUGAUGUCCUGACUCUGGGGGGUGUCUCCUAGGGAGACCCCAGGCCAUACCCGGUCACCUCCCUGGCAGCUGCUCUGCUCACCAGCCUGACCACCCAGAGCAGGGCGUGGCUUUCUGGUCUUCCUACGGAACAGACUGCACAAUGAAGGACCCAGUUGUCAUCCACCCCAUUUCGAAGAUUCUGUUGGGUUGUCCAUGUGUCCGUGAUCGAGGUCACUGGAUGACGCCGAGGACCAGGCCGAGUGGCCCCAGUGGCACCUGUCACAGGAAUUGUACCCCAUUCUGUUUGGAACAUACGAAGACACUCGGAAAACCAUUCCCCUCCCAGUAGCUUAGUGUCCAUGUGGAGCACCCCUGCACCUCCUGCACGGACAGCGGGCUGGCAGGGCCCCCACAGGGGUAAGAGCUGCCGUCACUCUAGGGUAAGUGGCUGUGGACUUGUGUGCACAGUGUUUUCAUAAACAAUACAGGAUCCUCUUGCCCGAAGUCUUUUUUUUUUUUUUUUAAACCUAAGCUGAUAUUUUUAGUGAGUUAUCCCUUUAAAAAUGGUAAAAUCUUUCUAAACAGGGUUCAAAGAUGAGAGCUGAAAAAUCGUGGCCUUAACAACCGAAAGCUUUACCAGUACUCACGCUCUUGGGUGUUGGGAGCGUGGUCUCGUUCUCUCGUCUGGCCGUGUCCUGUCCGCUGAGGCCUUGGUCACGAGGUGUGCUGGCCGGGAUGCACUUUGAUCACGCUGCAUUUUUUAUGUAGCCGUGUUGUGGGUGAUUACAAUUUACAAAUCCAUGUUCAGAAAUAGCCUUGCACAUCCACGCAUUAGGGACUAACGAUCAGCGCUGAUCCGACCUUAGUGCACACACAGUCUGUGGGAAACCGUCCUGCAGGCGUCCCUGUGACCAAGAGGGUGACCUGGGCCCCACAGCGGGGACGGUGUCGCCCGGCCUCAGGCUGGCAGGUGCAGGUCCCCCCAGUUGUGCGCAGCCUGCCUGGAACACGCAGGCUCAUCUGCGGAAUGUGGCUGCGGAGCUUCCUGGGCCUUCGUCACUGCUACUGCGUAUGCUCACCCUGCGGCACCAAACUUCUCCUUCCGAAGGUUUGGCCAGUUUUUUACAAGUGUACAUUACAGAGAAACUCGUACCACUGCUUUAAGCAAAGAACUCUGAGACGAGCAUUUGUGUUGACGUGUGUUCUCAGAGCCUAACAAGGUCAACCAUGCAGACCUUUAACAACCACUACAUUCAUUGUUUUGCAUUAAUGGGUGUGGGUAUCUGUCAAGGGACUCAAUAUUUUUUUGCCACAGCCUGUUUUUAGGUUUUUUUUUUCUGGGUAGCAGUGUGUCCCCUCUGUUGCUGUGGAUUUAUAAUCCUGCUGCCUAAAUGUGUGUAAGAUGAGCUGAUAAACCAGAGUGCUACUUUUUAAUAUUUCUGUGAUUAUGAGAUAUAUAUGCUUUCUAUGUUAAUAUGAACUUGUGCACAGUGUUUAAAAGAAAAAGUUAAUUAGAACUGUUCCCGUCCCCUAAAUCUGUGAUAUGUUUCUAUAGAAUUUUUAGAGAAACGACCAGUCUUGGCGGUUGCCCAGGCAAGGCCUGUGGUCAGCUUGCAUUUUCUGGUGCCGAGCAGGGCCACAGGGAGGUAGUUGGGCUCUUCUUCAGUUGGAAAGGACAGUCAUUAUGCUCCAGAUGAAGUUCAAGGCAGCCAGUACUUUUGUACUUGCUCUUGUCACGUUUGUGGUGGAGAGCAGAGGAUGGCGGGACAGUCGGGGACGAGGCUGAUUGUGCUGUCCACCUUGCCGUUAUCGUUGUUAGUCGUGCCUCCAUGCCCUUCAUGUCUACGGUCCUGCUUCUGAUAGUCGAGUCCAGCUUCUGUUUCCUCAGAGAGUCCAGGCGGCUGUGGAGCCGAGUAGCCGUGGGGCGGGAGCGCCUUGUGUGAGUUCUGUGCCAGCGUCAAGUGUGUCUGCAUACGUGUGGAUGGGGCACCUUCCGGGGUUUCAGGGUGCCCGCUGGGCUGCAUGCAGCAGGUUCUGUGGCCAUCGCCGCGGCCCCCAUCACUGCCCUGCUUGGGACCUGACGCUAGAGAACUGCCGCUGUUCUUGAGAUAGGUGAAUCGUAGCUUGAGUCCAAGGAGCAGAAUGUCAGUUUGAUUCAAAGUUGCCAGUUGUGAGUCCAGUGGGAAGAACACUGCUGAUGCCAAGUCUGUGCUCCCUGCCUCCUGCUCAUCACCAGGCUGACUGCACAGUGCGCUCCUGUGGCCUCUUCCACGCACCCGUGCAUGUCGGGUGGCUGACCACCCCUGCUUUGAUCCUCUAAUGCGGGAAUUCCCACCCAACUUAAGUGCCUACACUAGGACUUUUUAGUUCUGAUUUUUAGUGCUGUCUCGUCGAGCAAUGUGUCAGACGGAGCGUUGCACGGGGCGUUUGCUGCCUGUGCGCCGCCCACCCAGCCCCCGCGUGGUCCAGGCCAGACGGGACCGCAUAGCUUGCUUGCCACCCACUCUCCAGAGUGGGGUCCCCGUGCCACUCGCCGUCUACCUCAGCCCCAGGUCACUGUGGCCGCCCCCGCAUGGAGCCCUCUGCCCCCCGCCUAUCCCACUGACCUUAUCCUGAGCUGACCUUGUCUGCGGGCUGAAGUGCAGGGAGGCCUGGAGGACCAUGCAGUGCUUAGACCUGCAGGCACCCUGAUCCCUGGACAGGAGCGCGCACAGCCGAGUGUGAUGCGGUCACGACAGCUGCUGAAGGAGCUCCUGAACACGAGCGUCUGUCUGGAACUGGGAUGGCUGCCUCGGGACAAGCCCUGGAGAAGCGUGCAUGGCCCUAACCUGAGGUGCCCUAGCCGUGGAGAGGAGGCGCAGGAAGCCACAGGCUCAGUGUAGUUUAAUGCGGGAACUCAGGAGGAGCCAGUGAGCAGCGCUUGAUGGGAUACAAACAACACUGAAGCCCUGGGAGCUGGCACAGAUGCCUUAAGGACUCUUCGGAGGAACCAUCCCCGCCUGCGCAGUUCCCUUUGUGGCUAAGUGACAUGCUAACCUGUCACACACAACAGCAGUGCUUUUCUGUAGUGACGAGUAUCCAGGUGGCCCCUGGACAUCAAGAUGCAUCCUGUUUUGGCUGAGGUGUGCCGCUGGCUGUCCCCGUGACAGCUUUGUGAGUGGGGGAGGGCGGUGGUGAGGCAGGACUUGGAGGCCACAUCUGGGACUACCCCUGGGCCCGCAGGAUGGGCAGCAGCCUCAUGGGUGGGCCCAGGACAUGGGGAGUCCAUGUCUGGAAUGUAUUUCUCCAUUUUCUGUAACAACUCCUUAUGAUACAAUGAGGUAACAUUGUGCACUUAAAGUGGAAACUUUAAUAAGACCUUUGUAGUUACUUUUUAACGCAGAAGAACAAGACACAUUAAAAACAGAUUUUUAACUCCUGA
Molecule: messenger RNA, 7061 nt
Organism: Nyctereutes procyonoides (raccoon dog)
Lineage: Eukaryota; Metazoa; Chordata; Mammalia; Carnivora; Canidae
Gene: ANKFY1
Product: ankyrin repeat and FYVE domain containing 1
Exons: 25
Coding region: 220-3690 (1156 amino acids)
Molecular function (GO): metal ion binding; protein binding
Source: RefSeq, a predicted model, not a curated record